AUGCCGCUGCGCGGCAGGAGAACCUCCGGAGAAGGACAAAGCGGGGGCUCCUCGGCUCGGGUCCCGCAGGCGAUGCGUCCAGAGCCGCCUCUGGGAAAAGGGCACCGUCCCUGGACACCGCCCCGCCCUCCCCCCGGCUCCAUGACAGACACUCCAAAUCGCCGGGGACAGAAGCCUGCGGACAAUGGGCGAGGAUCGGGAGCCACGGCAGCAGGUGCCCGGGUCGCCACGUCUAAAAUAAGGCACCGGUCCAGUGGCCAGAGGCAGGGGCAGGGGAGCAGUCCCCCGAGAUCCCGAGCUGGGCCUCCGCAUCCUCCCCGCCGCCCCACCCGCCACCCAAGAACCGCCCCUCCCAUGCGACGGACACGCCCUCCCCGCAGGCCGGGACCUCCUCGCGCCGCCCGCCCCCCAGGGCCGCUCACCCGACCGAGAAGUUCCCGCAGCCGCCGCCGCCGCCGCCGAACCCUCAGGCCUCGCCCCUCACACGGCCGCCGCCUCACACAGGAGCCGCACCACAGCUCCCGCAGCUGGGCCGCGGGACCCGGAACCACUUCCUUCCGGAACCGCCUCGCCCCGCCCCCGUCCUAG
This is a messenger RNA of Globicephala melas (long-finned pilot whale), 588 nucleotides long. The record is from RefSeq and is a predicted model, not a curated record. NCBI's taxonomy places the organism in Eukaryota, Metazoa, Chordata, Mammalia, Artiodactyla, Delphinidae.